ACCCACAACCUUUACAUUUACAGAAUGACACUCCAACCAACUGAACCACACUGACCAGGGCUGCAUCUACAUUUUAUUAAGACUGCUUCUUUCUCAUUCACAAGUGAUCUUGAGCAACAGAACAAAUAUUUUAACAGAAAUGAAAAAAGGACAUUAUCAAACAUGAAAUGAAUCUCAAAUAUGACAAUGUAUGCAAAUAUCUGGACUUUUUCAAAGACAAAACCAGUUAGCUAGGAGAGUAUAGCACAGUGGUAAACACUGAUGUUAUUGCAACCAGGCUACCUAGAUUCAACGCUGGACUAUCCCAAUAUUUAAAUGAGUCAUAUAACCUCUUUUUAGUCAAAUUCUCCUUGUCUGGAAAAGGAAAAUACUAUUAGGUCUUAACUCAAACUCAUGUACACAUACAGUCUCGUUUUUAUGCAGAAUCCUCUCUUUAUGACUGUGCACACGGAACCCUGGGAAAUAAAAGAAUGGCCUCACCGGAUCUGAAAUACACAAUGAUCUUCCUGUGUCAGAUGCUCAUUGGAAUCCUGGGGAAUUUGUCACUCUUAUGUUAUCACAUGUCCCUUUACCUCAGUGGAUACAGGUCAAAGUCCACAGAUUUGAUUCUCAGUCAUCUGAGUUUAACCAACUCCUUAGCCAUUCUCUCAAGAGGAGUUCCAGGGACAAUGGCAGCAUUGGGAUGGACACAUUUUCUCAGUGAUUUUGGCUGCAAACUUGUUAUUUAUGUUCAGAGACUAGCCAAGGGUAUGACCAUGGGCAACACCCUUCUCCUGAGUAUCUUCCAGGCCAUCACCCUCAGCCCCAUGAACCCCAGGUGGGCAGAGCUUAAAGCAAAAGCUGCCAAAUACAUUGGCCCCUCCAAUAUGUUCUGCUGGAUCCUGAACAUAUUGCUACAUAUUAGGGUUGCUCAGCACAUAACCGAUAAGUGUAACAAUGAAAGCCUCUCAAAAAUUGUGGACCUCGGAUACUGUAUUUUUGAACUUUAUGCAAAAGAUGCAGACUUACUGUAUUUAAUAUUCAUAUCCAUCCAUGAUAUUUUGUGUUUAGGACUCAUGGCUUGGGCCAGUGGGACCAUGGUUUCCAUUCUGUGCAGACACAAGCAGCGUGUCCAACACAUUCAUGGGACCAAAGUGUCCCCCAGAUCCUCCGCUGAGAUCAGAGCUAUCCAGAGCAUCCUUGUCCUGGUGACCACUUUUGUAUCUUUUUAUACCGUCUCCCUCUUUAUUCACAUGUAUUUUGUUCUUUUUCAUAAGACCACUUGGUGGCUGAUAAACAUCUCUACCCUAAUCAAUGCAUGUUUCCCAACUGCCAGCCCCUUUGUCCUCUUGAGUUGUGACCAGCGUGUAUCCAGAUUCUUCCUUGUGUACGCUGGGAAACUCAAACAGUUGCCACAUCCCUUCAAAAUAGCAUAAAUUGUUUGCUUUUCACUGUGUUCAGUCACUUAUGUACUCUUCAUGCAAGGAAGCUUGAGUAAAAUUGGAGUCAGUCUCAUUGCCUAUGGAGUUUUGAAUAAGACAGAGAUUCUGUUGCAACAAUAAAUAAUUAAUAAUAAUAAAUGAAAUCUUGUUUUGUUA
Phyllostomus discolor (pale spear-nosed bat) is the source of this 1577-nucleotide messenger RNA. RefSeq names its product vomeronasal type-1 receptor 2-like. Gene Ontology annotation, molecular function: pheromone receptor activity. Gene Ontology annotation, cellular component: membrane. The record is from RefSeq and is a predicted model, not a curated record. Bases 471 to 1415 code for a protein of 314 amino acids. The transcript has a single exon. Gene Ontology annotation, biological process: G protein-coupled receptor signaling pathway. NCBI's taxonomy places the organism in Eukaryota, Metazoa, Chordata, Mammalia, Chiroptera, Phyllostomidae.